This is a messenger RNA of Thermothielavioides terrestris NRRL 8126, 1538 nucleotides long. RefSeq lists its product as uncharacterized. The record is from RefSeq and is a predicted model, not a curated record. Gene Ontology annotation, biological process: NAD+ biosynthetic process. NCBI's taxonomy places the organism in Eukaryota, Fungi, Ascomycota, Sordariomycetes, Sordariales, Chaetomiaceae. The coding region runs from base 40 to 933 and encodes 297 amino acids. Gene Ontology annotation, molecular function: nicotinate-nucleotide adenylyltransferase activity; nicotinamide-nucleotide adenylyltransferase activity. The transcript has 7 exons.
GCUUUGACAAGCGCGGACGCCAGACAAUUACCGACGACCAUGGCGUCCGCAACCGCCGAUUCGGGCACGCAAACGCCCACUCAGCUCGCCGAGCAGCCGCUCCUAGGCAGCGCGCAGACGCCCUACACCUUCCCCGUGCACAAGCUGAGGCGCCGCCAACUAGAGCCCGGGAAGACGCCGCUGGUGCUGGUGGCCUGCGGUUCAUUUUCUCCAAUCACCUACCUCCAUCUGCGCAUGUUCGAGAUGGCGUCCGAUUUCGUCCGGUUCAACACCGACUUCGAGGUGUGCGCCGGCUACCUAUCACCGGUAAGCGACGCUUACAAGAAGGUGGGGCUGGCGCCCGGGCACCACAGGGUCAACAUGUGCUCGCGCGCCGUCGAGCACUCGCCGUGGCUGAUGGUCGACCCGUACGAGACGGUGAACUGCGACGAGAACGGCCAGCCGCAGUAUGUGCCGACGGCGAAGGUCCUGCGGCACUUUGACCACGAGAUCAACACCGUGCUGGGGGGGAUCGAGGGGACGGAUGGGCAAAUGAAGAAGGCUCGGAUUGCGCUUCUGGCUGGUGCCGAUCUGGUCAUGUCGAUGGGCGAACCCGGCCUCUGGGCGCCACAGGACUUGGACACGAUUCUCGGCCAGUACGGCGCCUUCAUCAUCGAACGUUCAGGAACCGACAUCGAUGAGGCUCUCGCCUCGCUGCGGCAGUAUGAGCACAACAUCUGGGUGAUCAGCCAGGUGAUCCAGAACGAUAUCAGUUCUACGAAAGUUCGGCUCUUCCUGAAGAAGGAUCUCAGCGUUCGAUAUUUGAUACCGGACCCCGUUGUAGAGUACAUCGAGCAGCACCACCUCUUCCAGGAGCCGAAGCCAAACAGUUCGAGAGGCCAGACGCCAGACAGCACCCCCGGUCCCUCAAACUCGAAGGUUGCGAAGAGCUGAAUGAGCUCUUGAUUCUUAAGAGGAUGAGAAACGAUUGGCAUGACUUUAAGACACGACAACUCGGCAACAUAGAAAGUGCGGCAGAGAUGAUGGGGGAAGGGCUGAGUCACCAGACCGCUGAGACAGCGGCCAGCCAGAGAACUCACUCUCCACCCGUCGCCGCGCUCACCGCGUUCGCGUUCCCCUGCUCCCUUAGACCGGGCGUUGAGAUACCCCGAUACACACCCUGUGAUGACAGCUGGCGUUGGGGCUGAGCAAUGGAUGUACAUGUACCUUUGGCGCACUGCUGCAGCUGCAGCUGCCGCCGCUGCGAUGUUUCCCAUCAUCAAGCAGCGCCGAGCCCCGCCCCACUUUGGAUUCAUUCACUUUUGGAAACGGCGGCUGUCAUGAUACCGAAUCGGCGGCGUUUUUGAUCGAUUCCCAUGAUUUUCCUCUUUUUUCUCUGUUUUGGUUUGCUGGCGAUAGACAGAUCGCAGUCCUCGGGACUGUACUCCGUACCCGACCUCCAGGGGAGAGAUCAAGGGUGCGGAAUAGUGUGGUACUGUACUCAGCACCAGCCUUGUAAUGGGAUCCCUGUGCGACGAGAGAAGUCAUGAUUGAUUCAC